Messenger RNA from Mugil cephalus (flathead mullet), 1234 nucleotides. Its product is annotated as E3 ubiquitin-protein ligase TRIM35-like. Lineage: Eukaryota; Metazoa; Chordata; Actinopteri; Mugiliformes; Mugilidae. The transcript is spliced from 3 exons. The record is from RefSeq and is a predicted model, not a curated record. Bases 11 to 1234 code for a protein of 407 amino acids.
UCUGUGAUAAAUGACCUCUGCAAUGAGACAAGAUCUGACCUGUUCAAUAUGUCAUGAAAUAUUCAGAGAUCCUGUUAUCCUGUCAUGCAGCCACAACUUUUGUAACAAAUGUCUGGAUGGGUGGUGGAGAGAGAAACAAAUACGUGAAUGUCCCAUUUGUAAGAGCACAUCUGACAGAAAACACAGACUAAGUAACUUGGCUUUAAAGAACCUGUGUGAGACCUUCUUACUGGAAGGAGGUCAGAAAGCUUCUAUAAAGUCUGAGCCUCUCUGCAGUCUGCACUCUGAGAAACUGAAACUGUUCUGUCUGGAUCAUAAGAAGCCAGUACCCAUUGAUGAGCUCCAGAAAUCACUGAAGCCUGUACAGGAGAAACUGAAGCUCUUUCAGCAGAUUAAAGGAAAUUUUGAUGAAACAGCAGAACACAUUAAGGUCCAGGCUCAACACACAGAGAGUCAGAUUAAGAAGCAGUUUAAGAAGCUUCACCAGUUCCUACAGGAGGAAGAGGAGGCCAGGAUCAAAGCUCUGAGGGAGGAAGAGAAGCAGAAGACUCAGAAGAUGAAGGAGAAGAUUGAUGUUCUGAUCAGAGAGAUAGCAGCUCUUUCAGACACAAUCAGAGUCACAGAGAAUGAGCUGAAAGCUGAAGACAUCUCAUUCCUACAGAAUUACAGGACUGCAGUGGAAAGAGUCCAGCAGCGCCCUCUCAUGGAUGAUCCACUCGUCUCAGGAGCUCUCAUAGAUGUGGCCAAACAUCUGGGCAACCUGACCUACAACAUCUGGGACAAGAUGAAGGAGAAUGUCUCCUACAGUCCUGUGAUUCUGGAUCCAAACACUGCUCAUCCACACCUCGUCCUGUCUGAAGAUCUGACCAGUGUGAGUUUCAGACAGAAGCAGAAGCUUCCAGACAACCCAGAAAGAUUUAACUACUUUCCAAUCGUCCUCGGCUCUGAGGGCUUUAAGUCAGGUUCUCACAGCUGGUAUGUUGAAGUUGGAGACAGCCUGGAGAGUCGCUUCCGCCUGGCAUCACAAUCUUGGUGCCUCAGUCCAGAGACAAUCGGGUCCCAGACAGAGUCAACAAUCGGCAUGUGUCCGUGGGAGUGGGGGCAGGUACAAGAGCGUCUCACUGCAGUGAUCUUCCGGGGAGUUGUUGUUCCACCAGGGGCCUUGACCAAGGCCAGUGCUGUUAGGGCGCCGAAAACAAAUAAUAUUGCGAUUGUUUGGUCUUGGGGCAAGUAG